AGUACACUGUGGGAGAUCUUCAUCUCCAGUUGGAGGCAAACCGAGGGGAAGGAAAAAGAUAGCUGCUCUUCUUGAAGUUUCCUGAGUUGCCAUGUGUGUUCAGAGACUUUCCGAGAUCCUGUGUCUCUGAGCUGCAACCACAGCUUCUGUUCGAGCUGCCUGCCUACAUUCUGGGAACAAAAUACCUGGACAAAGUCACUGUCCUGAACUGAAUACCAAAGGACAUUUCCCUCUGAAAGACAUCCUGACUCCAUCUGCUGGUGAAUAAAUGACAUAGCAGCAUUUCCUGAUGUUGAUAACUCACCCUGUGACGGAGGUGAGAGGAAACGAAAGUGGAUUUUGACAUUGUUGAACAGCGCUGAGACGCCAUUACAGGGUGUGAGAUUUCUGCUCGGAGACACGUUUGGAGUAUAUUUGGGGAGAAGUGGAGAGACUGCAAGUUGGUGAGUCCUGCUCUAGAAAUCACUUUAAUACCAAAUGGCUGAGAAAAUCGCUCUUUUUGAAAGUUUCCUGAGCUGCCAUGUGUGUUCAGAGACUUUCAGAGAUCCCGUGUCUCUGGGCUGUAACCACAGCUUCUGUUCGAGCUGCCUGCAGACAUUCUGGGAACAAAGUAAGAACAAAGACUGUCCCAUUUGUAAAAGAAAGUCCUCCAAAGAUCCUGUGGGGAACUUUGCACUGAAGGAACUGUCUGACUCCUUUGCUGAGAGACAGAAAGCUGGAUCAUCUGAGACAGAAAAGGGAGAGAAGAAGGUGGAGGUGGUGUGUAGUAAACAUCCAGAAGAGCCUAGAUUGUUCUGUAUGGAUGAAGAGAGAGCUGUGUGUCCUGGCUGUGACUUUUCUCUCCACCAGAGUCACAAGGUGGUUCCUGUAGAACAAGCAGUCAGUGAGCUGAAGGACCUGCUGACAUCUGACUUAGAGUCUCUGGAGGACAAGAGGGACACAUACAAAGGAGUGGAGACAACAUACAAUGAAGUGAUUCAAGUGUCCAAGAAGCAGCUGCUGUCCACAGAGAGGCAGAUCAGAGCAGAGUUCAUCAAGCUCCAUCAGUUCCUGAAAGAGGAAGAGGAGUCCAGACUGGCAGCUCUGAGGGACGAAGAGGAGCAGAAAGGGAAGACUAUCAGCAGAGAGAUGAAGAGCAUUCAGGAGCACAUCUCCUCUCUGUCACACAGUAUCUCUGCUGUUGAAGAAGAGCUGCAGAAACACAACGUGCCCUUCCUCAGCAGUUACAAAGCCACUCAGAGCAGAGCCAGAGUCCAGAGCUCACUGUCAGACCCACAGCUGCUCUCAGGAGCGCUGACAGAUGUGGCCAAACACCUGGGCAACCUGUCCUUCAGAGUCUGGGAGAAGAUGAAGGACCAGGUCCACUUCAGUCCUGUCCUUCUGGACCCAAACACUGCACACAGCCGGCUCUAUCUGUCUGAUGAUCUGACCAGUGUGAGACGUGGAGACACAGAUCAGCAGCUUCCUGAUAAUCCAGAGAGAUUCACAAAGCAUACUAAUGUCCUGGGCUCUGAGGGCUUCAGCUCAGGGAAACACAGCUGGGAGGUGGAGGUGGGAGAUCAUCCUGUGUGGCUUAUAGGUUUGGCUAAAGAGUCAGCUGGCAGGAAGGGAGAUAUAGUUGCCUCCCCAAAAUAUGGAAUCUGGUGUUUAAGGUAUAUCAAUGGAAAAUACACUAAUGGUGCUGGUGAGGCUGUCAGAGUGGAGAAGAAUCUCCAGAGGAUCAGAGUCCAGCUGGACUAUGACAGGGGGGAGGUGUCCUUCUACGACCCUGAUCACAUGACUCCCAUCUGCACUCACAGAGACACUUUCACUGAGAAACUCUUCCCAUGGUUUUGUAUUGGAGAAGCUGGUGAUGCUAAAACUGCUGAUAUCAAGAUCUGUCAGAGUGAGAUUCCUCUGUGAUGCUCAGGAGUGUUGGUUCAGACUUUAUUCUUACUUCACUGUCCGUCUACAUCUCUUUGGAACAAUCAAGAAAAGAAUCAACAGAUGAUGAGAUAUUAAUCUUUGCAUGACAUUUUUACACAUUAUAAUCAAAGAGUCAGUCAAAAACAAAAACAAACAAAACAACUUGAUUGUUUAUUGCUAUAGUUUAUUUUGCAUCAUACUUUAUUCCAGUGUGUUUAUAGUUUUCAUUUAACUCACUGACACUUUAUUAAAAUCGGAAAAUCAUUUUAAAAUAUAUUGAGGCAUGAUUGAUGAAUGUUCACAUUUUGAAUCCAAAAAUCUUUAAAAGAAUGAAUUUAUUUUCUGUGUUUCUUUGUAAUGGAUGAAAUGAGAAAGUUUGAUUAAGUUUUGUGUGAAUUCUUGAAGAAAUGUAAGAAGUUUGUAUUUCGUGCUGAAACGUCAUGAAAUCAACAAACUAACAAAUCAAAGCUGUCAGUUCUCCUUUUAUCAACAUCUAGUUUCUAGUCAAACAUCAUGUUAUAGCAUGAUAAGUUAUCAGUUUCACUUUUUUAUAUUUUUGGGUCUUUUGAUGAAUUAUUUUUAGAUAUGUUGUUUUACUGCAGGGAGCAAGUAAUUUAAUACAUUUAGUUUAAUUAAUUAUUUCAUUCUUACAAUGUUCUUUCGUUAGCCUGUGACAUUUUCAGUCCUAUAUAGAUGGACAAUAACAUUUAUGGUAAUUGUAAAUAUCAAUUUCUAAUGAACUUAGAGGGAAUAACAGCUGUAUAAUUAAGUGUAUUUGAUGCUGCUUCAGAUAUCUUGUGAUUAAAUAACCAGCAGUUUAAUUCAGAAAUGUGUCUCUGAGGUUGAUUUCUGUUUCUGUAAAUAAAUAAUCUGAACAUCUUAA
Molecule: messenger RNA, 2788 nt
Organism: Trematomus bernacchii (emerald rockcod)
Lineage: Eukaryota; Metazoa; Chordata; Actinopteri; Perciformes; Nototheniidae
Product: nuclear factor 7, ovary-like
Exons: 2
Coding region: 478-1902 (474 amino acids)
Molecular function (GO): protein binding; zinc ion binding
Source: RefSeq, a predicted model, not a curated record